Messenger RNA from Blepharisma stoltei, 771 nucleotides. NCBI's taxonomy places the organism in Eukaryota, Ciliophora, Heterotrichea, Heterotrichida, Blepharismidae. The record is from the annotation of a GenBank genome assembly.
AUGAUUACAAUAAAAAUGCUGAAAGUCAGCACUUUUAAUAUUUUGAACUCUUGCUUGUAUUAUGAGCAUAGAAGUCCGCUUAUAAAGAGAACUAUUGAUGAAAUGGAUAGUGAUAUUGUUGGACUUCAAGAAAUUGAUUAUAAUGGAAACAAAGAUAUCUGCAAUCAUCCAGGUUACAAAUUUAUUUACUCCCCAGCACCAAUACCAUUAAUGUGAACGGAACUAGGAUCAAUAAACUUAAAAAUCGAUGGAAAUGGCAUCCUAAUCAAAAAUGAUAUAAAAAUCCUUGCAGAAGGAUACUUGACCUAUAAAUCAAACACAAGGGUGGCUCAAAGAAUGAAAAUAAGGGUAAAUGGCAGAGAAAUAUGGGUAGUCAACACACAUUUAGACCACAUUACUGAAGAAGAAAGACUUGAGCAAGCAAUGAUGCUAAUUGAUUGGCUUAGACCUAUGAUGAAUUCUGCCAUAAUUGUGAUGGGAGAUUUCAAUUGUGUCCCUGAAUCUGAAACUUAUGAGUUCUUCAGUAGACACUUUAAAUCCUCAAUGAAAGAAGUGCAUGGAAAAGAGCCUGAUGUAACAUGGCCAACAGAAAUGCUUGGAAGUAGAGAAAACUGGGAAAGGUUUGGGGAAGUUGGAUGUUAUGAUUACAUUUGGUUCAAAAACCUAAAUGUGGUUGAAGGCAGAGUUCUCACACAUAUAAAAGAUGGACAGUUUUAUCCAAGCGAUCAUUAUCCAGUUCAAGCUAUAUUUGAUUUAAGCAUUCCUAGUUAA